UGUCAUACUGGCUCCUCCAAUUUGUUCUCAACCUUUUUUUUCCCCCGAGAAAAAGGAAAAGUUUUUGGGUGUUUUGUCAAGGUGAGGUGUGAAUAAUAGGAACUGUGACGGCGGUCGCAGCAAAUCGAUUGCCGCAUUUUCGAUCGCACCAAGUGCGGAAGUCUGUGCCCAGAGAUUUCGCCGGAAUCCAACGGCAAAAGUGCCACGAGACGUCACCGAAGAGGAGCGGAAACCCCGGAAAAUUCGGAAAAUGCGUGCUCCCGGCGGGGAUGUUAAAUCAAUAGUGGUGCUGGCGGCACUACUGGGGCUACUGCUCGCCCCCCUGCAGAUUCUUGCCCGAAAGCAUCACCUGGAAGUUCGCAAUGACAGGCGUCAGUACAUCGCACUCAGCACCUUUGGAUUCUAUAUGAAUGGUCAUUUGGACGUGCAGCUCAGCAAGUUGACGAUUGACUCGGAACAGCCCACGGACUUGUUGGGCUUAUCGCUGGACAAGACCACCAUUGACCAACUGAAUCCUUACCUGGACUCGCAUCAAAACAAAUGCAUACUGGAGGAACAACCAAAUAAGCAAAACAGCGGACCCAUUCUUUUCUUUGUGCUCGAUCUUGUAGAGCUGAAAGUCCGUGUGAAGUGCUCUCCUGAGUGGGCCAACAUGCACAUCUACAACCAAAUCUCUUCAAGAAUCAAGCGCAACUCGCGCAUGGCCAAGAUCAGCGAUUCCGUAUUGUUCCGCCAGACUCGUGAUGUGCCAGCGUACUCGGCUGAGGGCCCCGAUGACUCCAUGGAGGAUCCACUCGAACAGGAACCGGCUGACCUCAAGUCUUCCUCGCCCGCUGCAGUUGCGGGUAAAAUUGAGCCGCCCAAGGAGGAGGCUGCCCCUGCCCCUGCCCAGAAUGUGGAGGCUUCCAAGGAGGACGCUGCACCGAAGCCAGAAGUGGCUUCCAAUCUGAAUGAUUCCGUCAAGCAGGAAGUGCCUCCCCAGUCAAAUGUGGCCCCCAAAGCUAGCGAAGCCAAUGCUAAGGAUAAUUCUGUCGCUCAGAAGGAGGAAGCUCCCGUUAAAGAAGAGGAGGCCCCAGCGAAGCCAGUCGUCGCAGAAGCUCCUAAAGCUGCUGCUCCACAGUUGCCGGCAAAUCCGCCACCAGCUGCUCCGGCUCAAGUCGAACCGCAAGUAAACAAGAAAUCCGAAGAAUCCGAUUCGGAUGCAGCUCCCGCAAAUCCCUUUCCACACGAUGACGACCCGGCGGCGGUAGAUUUAUAUGGAUCCGGGACGUUCCCGCAAUCGCAGGAGAACCUCUGCAAGGAUUCGACCAUGCCGUUGGUCAAGGAGACCAUCGACAACGUCAACUACUACAGCUUCAACUUCUCCAUGCUGGUGGCCACGCCCCGCGACGAGGGCCUCUACAACCUGUACUUCCACGCCUGUCCCAACUAUCACAGCGCCAAGAUAAUGUCCUUCAAUGUGGACAUUGAGGAGAACAACAAUGGCAACUACUUGUCGGCUGGAGAGAUGCCCUUGCCCGCCUUGUACUUCAUGAUGAGUCUGCUCUUCUUCCUUUCCGGUCUCUUUUGGGUGUUCAUCUUGAAAAAGAGCAAGCACACUGUGUACAAAAUCCACUAUUUGAUGGCCGUGCUGGUGUUCCUCAAGUCGCUCUCGCUGAUGUUCCAUUCGAUCAACUACCACUUCAUCGAGAAGCGAGGCGAGCAUGUGGAGACCUGGGCUAUUCUCUACUAUAUUGCGCAUUUGCUCAAGGGUGCCGUGCUCUUUAUCACUAUUGUGUUGAUCGGCACUGGCUGGACUUUUAUCAAACACAUUCUCUCCGACAAAGAUAAGAAGAUCUUCAUGAUUGUGAUACCGUUGCAAGUCCUGGCCAACGUGGCCCAGAUCAUCACAGACGAGUCGGAUCAGAGCGACGCCGAGUUCCGCACCUGGCACAACAUCUUCUUCUUCGUGGAUCUGCUGUGCUGCGGUGCCAUUCUGUUCCCGAUUGUCUGGUCCAUCCGCCAUCUGCACGAGGCGUCCGCAACGGACGGCAAGGCGGCGAUCAAUCUGCGCAAGCUGAAGCUCUUCCGUCAGUUCUAUAUUAUGAUCGUGUGCUAUAUCUACUUUACGCGGAUCAUCGUGGACCUGCUGCAGAUGACGGUGGUGUUCCAGUACGCCUGGCUGGACGAGAUGUUCCGCGAGAUGGCCACCUACGUGUUCUUCGUGCUGACGGGCUACAAAUUCCGUCCGGUGUCCUCGCAUCCGUACUUCACCGUGCCGGACGAAGACGAGGACGACGACGAGGUGGAAGUGCUCACCGAAUCCGGACUGACGGAGACGGUGCAUCGGGUGAAGUCGCUCAAUCGCAAUCACGGCAGCAGCUCCGGCGGAAUCACCAUCAUCGAGGGCAACGACGAUGAGCGCGAGAAUCUGAUUGCGAAACGGGAGUCAAGCCAUGAGUACGAUUAAGCCCAGCGCAUCGGAACUCAAACUCGAUCUGCAUCACCCAUAUUCCCUGCAUUAGUCCGUAGUCUGUAGUCCCUCGUGGUCUUAUGUGUGACUCAAAUACUGAGCCAGAAGCUAGUACUUUACCUUUACUUUAAUGCGUAUGUUUUAUGUUCGAAGUUUAUUACCGAAAAUCAAAAGAAAAUGAUAAGAAAUAUGCGAUGGCAAUGGAGGGGAUAAUCUCACGUCGUGAACUUGUUUAGGGCAACGCGUCGGCCUAACGUUUGGUGGGCACCCCACUGCUCCUCCACCUUCACCUCACCCCCUUCUCCUUUAGAGCCCGUCCAGCCGGCCGCCCAUGGAGCCCCUGUAAAUAACUAAUUGAUAGACCCGCUUAACGGACUACUGUACGCUCGUGACACCCAGGCCCUUUCCUUGGUUUAAGAUAUACAUAUAUAAUAAAUACCCUUAUGUAAUUACGUAUAAUUUUAUGAAUAUAACAAAGCUUUAAUAUUUAAACUCAA
Messenger RNA from Drosophila ficusphila, 2949 nucleotides. RefSeq names its product protein GPR107. Bases 251 to 2449 code for a protein of 732 amino acids. The transcript has 7 exons. Lineage: Eukaryota; Metazoa; Arthropoda; Insecta; Diptera; Drosophilidae. Gene Ontology annotation, cellular component: membrane; Golgi apparatus. Gene Ontology annotation, biological process: transport. The record is from RefSeq and is a predicted model, not a curated record.